AUGGAGGUCUCAUUUAAAAAUUUAUGUCCUAUUCAUAAAAGAGAAAUCGUAUUAUUUAAUUCGAAAGAAAAUGAUCAUACAAAGAGGUAUCAAUGCCUCUAAUGUUUCUCUGAAAUUAAUAAAUAAUUCCAAUUAAUUCCUGAAAUUACUGGGAUUUCUGAAAAUUCGUAAAUGAUACAACGCGAUCAAGGGGAAUAUUGCUUAAAUACUGCUUAGAAUGAUCAAAAAUGGCUAUUUUUAGCUAGUUCCUAAAAUCAUAAAUGUAUGGUCCAUAGUUAAAAUUCUAUAAUUGUGAGCAAAAAUAAUUCUAACAUCAAGAAGGAACUAUGUCUUAAUUGCAUAGUGGAGCAAGAAGAAGGGUAUUGUUAGAUUUAAGAUCUGAUAAAUUAUUUAAACAAUAAGAAAAGGAUAAUACUUGAUAAUGCUUUAGAAAUUUAAGAAUACAAUAUAAAUAUUUUAAAAGAAUUAAAAGACUUGUUAUUAAAUUAUAAAAUUCAGAUAUAAUAAAAUAUUAAUAAAUUCUUUGAGAACCUUGAAUAACAUGUCACUUUGAUUGGUAAUUCCUAUAUAUAUCAAUCUGAGUUUAUAAAGGGCAUUUCAUGCGAUAAUAUUGAUUUGAUGAUUAAAUAAUUAAGUAAAACCCAGGAAAUUCAAACUAAUUUUAUAGAUAUAAAAGAAAAUAUUACUAGUAGCAUAUAGAAGUUGUAAGCAAUGAAAGAAAUCUAAGAUUUAUAUGAAUGUUUAAACAAAUUAUGUCUAUAAAAUAGAGGUAACAUAUUUGAAUUUCUAAAUUAAUUUAAAAAUGAUGGGAAGGUUUAACUGAAAAUACCUUAAAUAAAUUGCAAGAAUGUUAAUUCUUAUUUUCAAAAGGAUUGGUGUGAUACAAUUGAAUUUGAUUAGAGUUCUACUAGAGUGAUUCACGGUAGUUAUACUCAUAUUAAAUAUUGUUAAUUUAAAAAAGGGGAAAUCAAAUUCAUUAAGAGUAUUCAUGGACAUGAAUGGAUGGUAACAUGUUUAAAGUUUAUGUAAAAAUCCGAUACUUUUUUCUCAGGCGGAAGAGAUAGUAAAAUUAAACUAUGGUCUAAUAUAGCAAUGAACAACAAAUAUUUAGGAGUUUUGGCUGGCCAUUCAUAAAUGAUAAACUGUAUUAUUACAAAUUAAGAUGAAAGUUAACUUAUUUCCAGUAGUGAUGAUUCACAAAUAAAAGUUUGGUCUAAACUUCACAAUUGGAAAUGUAUUUAAACUAUCAGUAAUCAUAAAAGUUCUACUUACGGUUUAAGUCUAAGUGAAUCAGGUAGAAUAAUGAUUUCAUGUGGAAAGGAUGGAGUAAUUUUGGUGUUGCAUUAAGAAGAUUAAGGAUAAAUAUGGAAAGUUGUAUAGACAAUUAAGGAAGAAUGGGGAAGAAGAAUAAGUUUUAUUGGUGAUAAUCGUUUCACCUUCUAAUCUUAUUGCAAAGACUCUAUGUGCAUUUUUGAUUUAAAUUAAGGUACUGGAUAAUUCAUUAAGAUAAAAGAAAUUAAUGUAGCAGGAGGAAAACAAUGCAGUUAGUUCUUUAAUUAAUAAUAUGUUAAAUCAAAAUCAUUAUUAUUGAAUAAAAAUUGUAUGCAACUGAAUAUUAUGAUCAUAAAGGAGCAAGGAGAUUGUCAUAAAGUGUAAGCUUUAUCAUUUAUUACUCACUUCGUUUAUGGGAUCAUUAGUAAUGAUGGUGAAUAUCUAAUUACUUGGAAUUAAGGUUUAUGCGAGAUAACAAUAUGGAAAUUAGAUUACUUAGAUUGA
Messenger RNA from Paramecium tetraurelia, 1776 nucleotides. RefSeq lists its product as uncharacterized. Gene Ontology annotation, biological process: iron-sulfur cluster assembly. Gene Ontology annotation, cellular component: cytosolic [4Fe-4S] assembly targeting complex. The record is from RefSeq and is a predicted model, not a curated record. Gene Ontology annotation, molecular function: protein binding. NCBI's taxonomy places the organism in Eukaryota, Ciliophora, Oligohymenophorea, Peniculida, Parameciidae. The transcript has a single exon.